Molecule: messenger RNA, 2789 nt
Organism: Ahaetulla prasina
Lineage: Eukaryota; Metazoa; Chordata; Lepidosauria; Squamata; Colubridae
Gene: IRAK2
Product: interleukin 1 receptor associated kinase 2
Exons: 13
Coding region: 329-2404 (691 amino acids)
Biological process (GO): protein phosphorylation; signal transduction
Cellular component (GO): plasma membrane
Molecular function (GO): protein binding; protein kinase activity; ATP binding
Source: RefSeq, a predicted model, not a curated record
AUAAAAAUAAAAUAGAGAAAACAACCACCCCGACUUGCGUCACGUGUUAGAAACUGACGUCAGGAAGGGUGGAACCCGGAGAGCUCUGGGUGGAGCUGAGUCGUUUCAGGCAGCUGUCCACGCGCUGAGCGGAGUCUAAGCCGCACCUAGUCCUAGGACGGAGCUGUCGGGCUGCGGCAAGUUGGGGGAAGCGAAGUCGACUUUCUUAACCUGCCGCUCUGAAGGGAAGGCGAGCCCGGCGCUAUUUCAGGGCCUCGCUCUCCGGAAAGAAAGCGCCAAGUUCACCUUCCUUUUCCCAUUUGGGCAUCUGGACGGGCAGCUCUUGUGAAUGGCUAAAGGUAAAGAGACGGGAAUUCCCAAGCCUGUGACGCAAGCGGAGAGCGAAAUGGCUCAGCCGCCGCCGUCCUGUUCCUUGGAGGGGUCCAGCCCCCCGUCUCCUUACCUCCACAACUUGCCCUCCUGGGUGCUGGAGGACUUUUGCCAGAAGAUGGAUUGCCUCAACGAGUACGACUGGAUGCGCUUUGCAUCUCAUGUGAUAACUGACCAAACUGAGCUGAGAAAAAUCAAAUGCAUGGAAAAAGCAGGAAUUAGUAUAACAAGAGAACUGAUGUGGUGGUGGGGAGUGCGGCUUGCGACGGUCCAACAGUUGUUGGAACUUCUGUGGGAACUGGAGUUCUACAGAGCAGCACAAGUGAUUUCAAAUUUUACAGGGAAGUCACACAAUCGUGAUUCUGCCAGGACUCUUUUGAAGUCCCCUGAACAGGAGAAGAAUUUGCCACGUCAAAAUGGGAUGGAAAAUAAAAAGAAAAUAGAAAAUGGGAUGGAAGUGUCACCAUCAUUGCCCAACUUGACUCAGAUGCAUAGAAGACAAAACGAUCCUCUUUUGAAGGUAGAUUCAGACAUGCCUCCUUUAUCUCUACCGCCAACAUCCAUGGACCUCCCACAUUCAUUACAUUCCAAUUUCUCAGAUUUCUCAAAUGGAAAGGUCUAUAGUUCUUCCAUUCCUCGAGAGAAAGCUUCUGCUAAUCGUGACACUGCAAGCCUUUUAUGGAUGCCGAGGGAAGUGGAAAUUGCCACCAGCGGCUUCAGUGAAAAAAACCGAAUUAGUGAAGGCGUCUUUGCUACUACUUACAGAGGUCAGAGAGAUAAUGCUCACUACGUUGUUAAAAAACUAAAAGAGAAUGAGGCACAAGUAUUUUUUCGUACAGAAGUGCAAAUCUGCUUUCGAUGUUGCCAUCCUAAUAUUCUACAGUUGUUGGGUUUCUGUGUAGAAAGUGGACUUCACUCCUUGAUUUAUCCCUAUAUGGAAAAUGGAUCGUUAUUGGACAGGCUACAGUGUCAGGAUAGUUCUGCAGCAUUAACAUGGGAGAAACGCAUCAGAAUAUCUCUGGGAUUAAUUAAAGCCAUUCAGCAUUUACAUCAGUUUGGAAUUAUUCAUGGAAAUGUAAAAAGUUCCAAUGUUUUGCUGGAUGCAAACUUUGUACCACAACUUGGACAUUCUGGUCUUAGACUGCAUCCUGUGGAAAAGAAAUCGGAAUAUACUGUGGUAAAAACCAAGGUUUUGCAAGCUUCACUAGCUUAUUUCCCAGAAGAUUUUGUCAGGCAUGGGCAGCUAACUGAAAAAGUGGACGUAUUUGCUUGUGGAAUUGUUUUAGCAGAAAUAUUGACUGGCAUGAAAGCAAUGGAUGAAAGAAGAAAUCCUAUUUUUCUGAAAGAUGCCUUGCUUGAAGAGCUCAGAAUGGCAAAAGAAUUGUCUUGUACUAAGGAGAAAAACUUUGAAAAUCUUGCUGCCAUACAAAUAUGUCACAAAUACCAAGAUAAGCAAACUGUUUGUUUGACAGAAACAGUUUCUUUAUGCUUGGCCACUUCUGUCUGCAUUUGCCUGCGGAAAAAGAAUGCAAACACAACAGAGGUGAAUGAAAUAAUAGAAAUUGCAGAUCGUCAAACAAGAUCUGAGAACAUGUCAGAAAGAAGCAGAAAUCUUGGACUCUUCACCAAUAUUCCAGAAGAAACUAAUGAUGAACCAGCUAGUCCCUUCAAUGUUGAUUUCUAUGGUCAUAACCACGAAGCCUCUGCCAAUUCUGGAUCUCUAAACUGUACCACUACAUUACCACCAUGCAUAAAAGUUUUGCCUCCUGAAACAUACUCUGAGCAGAUUUUACGGGAACCUUGUGAGUCAGAUGAAUCCUGUAACUUUUCAUGGGAUGUUGCAGAACAUGCUUCCUUCUGUGCACCAACCAAACACAGUCUGGAGCCAGGAAAUGUUUCUUUCACUAAGCCUGUGAUGUUCACAGCAAAAAAUACAGACUCUGACAUAAAAACAAAUCAACAGCAGAGAAAAAAUGAUGGCGCUGCUUGUUCCUCACAAGGUAAAAGCUUUAAUGAAAGAAAUAAAAAUCAAUGAUAAAAAGAAGCAGCUAAUGGAAAAAAUAACAUUAUAUGAUGAAAAUAAGAUAAACAGUUAUGACCUCUUUGAAUCAAUAUAAAUAGAUUUCUAUCCUUUAUGGUUUCAGAAGAUGGAACAUUUCCUCACCAGUAAAAUGCAUUUUUUAAAGUACUGUUAUAUAUACAAGAAAGCUCCACUGAUGUUACAUAAUGAGAAAGCAUUCUUUUUCAGAUCCAUUUAUAUAUGGAUUUCUCUUGCUCUCCUGUUCUGGUUAAAAUUAUUUUUUUGGAUCUAGCCAAAAUAUUAUCUGAAGCAAACAAAAAACAAAAAAUCCCACAGAUAUAUAAGGGCAGCAUUCUUCAGUUGCAACUGAUUGUUGGUUGUUAUAUUCUCUGAAAACAAA